Messenger RNA from Biomphalaria glabrata, 3358 nucleotides. RefSeq lists its product as uncharacterized. The record is from RefSeq and is a predicted model, not a curated record. The coding region runs from base 561 to 2876 and encodes 771 amino acids. Lineage: Eukaryota; Metazoa; Mollusca; Gastropoda; Planorbidae. The transcript is spliced from 9 exons.
UAAAAUAUGAUUAUUUAUGAUAGUACACACAGUGCUGAGUGUAGUAAAUUUAAGUAAAUAGAUGUAGUACAAUAAUGUAACAAUAAACUUGAAUAAACAAUUAACUUGAAUUAACAAAAGUCAAUAUAAUAUUAUAGACAUUAUUAUGAUUAUACUAUUAUACUAAUUAUAGUGAUUGUCUGAAUAGUAGAUAGAGACGUAGAGUUAGAGUAAGAGUUAAGUAGUCUUUCUAAUUACUAGAUUAGUCUAGAUUUCUAGAUCUGUCCACUAAUCUAGAAUCUAGUAAUUUUUAAUUAGUAAUAGAAGACAAGUAAGACUAUAUAGAAUAUACAUAGUAGUACUAACUCUAGUUCUACAGUCACAGAUGUAGUUUAGAGAAUUUAAAUAUUAAUUUAUAAUAAAAGUUUAGACUUAAGCCACUUAAGGUCAUCUCUAAUCACUAAUUUAGUGACUAAUGUAAUGAUCUUUCAACAAAUAAACUUUAUUUAGAUCUAGACUCUGAGAUAUAUAAUAAACAUCUAUGACUAUAUUCUAAUAUAUAUAGACUAAACUACUAGAUAAUGUUCAAGCAACCAAAUAAUGUAGAUCUAAGAAAUAAGACUAAUGCAAAUGACAAUGUUUUGGAUAAAAACAGUAAUAUUACAACAACCAAAACAAAAUCCAGACCUAGAUCUAGUCGAACAACCAAAGAUAAUGGAUUGAAACUCAUGAAAAAUAGCAAACAAAAAAACUUACAUGAAGAAUUUGAAAAGAGCACCCCUCUUGUAAAGGCCAAUUUAAGAGACAAAAAUAGUUUAGAAGUGCUUUCUAAUACAAUUGAUUUGCCAGCAAAAAAUGUUAGCUGUUUGACUGCUGAUGAGCCCUGUGAUGGAAACAGUAGUAAUGAAGACUCUUGUAAAGGUGAUGAAUCAAGAAUCUCUGUGGAUGAAGACCUGACCCUAAGGUUUAGUCAAGAUCCAAUCAUGUCUGAAUCUCAGGAUGGUGACCCCAUGUGUGAUGUACGCUGGGACUAUGGGUCUCCAGAAAUUGUUAAAAAAGUGAAGAAAAGGAGAGGUCACUUCAGUGCAGAAAGUGUAAAAAUGGCCCUUGCAAAUUUCAGCGAUGCACAUAUGAAACCCCAGAAGGAGUCCUUCAACUAUGUAGGAGUGAUGCUGCAACAUCCAAGUUUUUUAAAACCAGAGAAAAGUAAAGUCAACAGAGCUAAACAGAGGGCUUUAAAAAAGAAUCAACAUGGUUUCCAGGAAAUGAUGGUCAGUUUCUUGCAGGACUUAACCAAAAGACAAGGAUCAGUUAUUGACUCUAACAAUGCCAGCUCCACACAGAUCUUAUCCACAUCUGACCAGCCAGUUGAUGACAAUCUUGCAGAAACUGGCAACCAGGAGCUUGGGGAUUUAGACGUCAACUACUGGUCUGAUGAAGAUCUGUUUAAAGACAACUCAUUGUUGAUGGAAGCCACUUAUAAUCCUGAAAAGUUUGUUACAACCUCUCCUGGUGUAGACAAAAGACUGAGCUCAUCCAUCAGUGAUAGCAAUGCAGCUGACUUGACGUUAUCAUCCCAUGAUACCUCCGUCAUUCCAUCAUCUUGUCUUGCUAGCUGUGUGGAUAACACAUACAAACCAAAAAAAUUACACUGUACUUCUUCUACACCUCAAUCACACAAACCCAUACAGUCACAUUACACACAUAGUAAUAAAAUACAGUUGAGCAAUGCUCCAGUGAAGAGUUGCAAUAAAACUAACACAUCUUCCACUGUGGUUAGCAGUAACACUUGGACAAGAAAUACUACCCCAUCAAACACUCUGAGUGGGAAAUCUUCCCAGAGUAACUCUAAGGUUGCUUUAAAAAAAUAUAACAGCUUCCAUAUUGAUGCCCCCAAUGCAUCUGCGAACAAUCAGACAGACAAAAGCCAUGUAACCCCACUCAGAAAAACCUUGAGCUUCGACUACUCUCACUCUAGUCAGUCUUCAGUUCAAAAACCAUUAUCUAGCAAUUAUGCACCAAGUUUAACAAACAAUACAGUUAAGCUGAAUGUCCCCAAGGUAAACCUCUUUUCCAGCAAACAGUCUGUCAAAAUGACUGGCCAAACUAAGACUCUGACCCCCACUGAAAUUCGCACAUUCUCUCUGGAAGAGGAUAAUCUACCUGAGGAUGUGAUUCAACAAUUGCUAGAGCCAGAUGAAAUUCUGGACAGCCAAGAUUACAAUCCUGUGAAACCAAGCUCAAUGAUGGUGUCACUGCCCAAGCCUGAGAAUAAAACCACAUUCCAGUUCAAAAGUGUGAACCAAUGUGAUAACAAAUCAGUGAACUCCAAUCCAAAUCUGAACCGUUUGACAGGUUCCAAUUUAAGCAAUAGACUACACUCUGUGACAAACUCCAGCUUAUCAAAACCUGUUCACACUCGUUCUUCAGUGAACCCUAACCAAAGAGUGCAGAGAGUCUCUUCUAAUCCUGUGCAAGCACUCGUACCUCCAGCAUUACAGAAAUCCCCCAAACAGUUUUAUGGACAAGCCCCUCCACCAAAGUUUAUACAAAAGUCUAGUCAUCACACCUCAACUCCAGUCAAAGGUGAUCAUGCUAACAAAGGAGCUGAUGGUCCAGAGCAGUCAGACACAUCUGCUAAAAGUCAAGUAUUGUCUGAUUCCUUCAUUGAAAAUGUUUUCAAUGACAGUUUCUUGAAUGAUGAAGCUCUUUAUGAGUCUCAGAUUUUACCCUUACUGGACCAAGUUGAAUCUGAGGCCAUGAGAGAAUCCCAGAGUAGUCAGCAGCCCAAGUCAUCUCCCCCUACCCAGUGUUCACCAGAUGAGAUUGAAAGAAAGAGACAGGCUGCACUACAGAAGAGAAUGUUCUCUUUGAGCCAGAGGAAAAAUCUUCAGUGAUCUUUGAAUGUUCUCUUUGAGCCAGAGGAAAAACCUUCAGUGACCUUUGAAUGUUCUCUAUGAGCCAGAGGAAAAACCUUCAGUGAUCUUAAGAACAUUCUCUUUGAGCCAGAGGAAAAACCUUCAGUGACCUUUGAAUGUUCUCUAUGAGCCAGAGGAAAAACCUUCAGUGAUCUUUGAAUUGUCAAAUGCUCAUUUAGCUGUGUUUAAUGCCAUAUAUAGUAUGUUAGAUACUGUUCAAAAUCUCAUGACUUAUCAUACUUACCAGUUUAUCUUAAUUUGACUACUGCCCCAAAGCACCCCCCUUCUCCCAAAAUGUUCUUGAUUUGUGUGAUGUCCCAUAUCUAUUAGUGUUUCUCUCCUCUCCCUCCAAAUAGCAGUAGCACGCACAGUAUAAUGUUUUAUAUCUGCAGUGGUUGUGGACAUACUUAAAGCAAGUGAUACAAACUUCAUGGUGUGAAAAGCUAAAAAUAAUAAUUUUU